Messenger RNA from Cyprinodon variegatus (sheepshead minnow), 879 nucleotides. Its product is annotated as serine/threonine-protein kinase N1-like. Gene Ontology annotation, molecular function: protein serine/threonine kinase activity; small GTPase binding. The transcript has 6 exons. Gene Ontology annotation, biological process: signal transduction; protein phosphorylation. The annotation marks the transcript as partial. NCBI's taxonomy places the organism in Eukaryota, Metazoa, Chordata, Actinopteri, Cyprinodontiformes, Cyprinodontidae. The record is from RefSeq and is a predicted model, not a curated record.
GUCGCCCGUCCAGCAGCACAUUCUGCUCCUGGUCGGGCUUUAGCUGCUCGCUCGCCGUUGGAAUAGACCCGGAUUAGUGUCUCUCUGUCGGCCUAGAGUCGGAUCUGAGUGGCGAUGUGUUGGCAUGGGGACGAGGAGGAUGAGGACAGCUCCGAGAGUGAUCCGGACGGGCUUUCUGUUCUGGAGCAGCUCGGUUUGGACCAGAACUCCGACUUCUCAGACUCCAGCGUUCAGCAGCUCCUGGACGAGCACCGGGAGAAGAUCCGCAGGGAGAUCCGGAAGGAGCUGAAGAUCAAGGAAGGCGCUGAGAAUUUACGCAGAGCCACGACCGACAAGAGGAACGCUCAGCAGGUGGAGAGUCAGCUGCGCACCUCCAACCGGAGGCUGGAGGCGCUGCACGCUCAGCUGCAGGAGCUGGACGCUCACAUCGUGGUGAAGGGAGGCGAGGAGAGUAAAGGUUCAGAUGAGUGUCCUCGGUCUCCAGGGGCCGAGAGCCGAACUUCAGCCCACAAGGAGCGCAUCGCCGCCCUGGAGAGGCAGCUCAACAUCGAGCUGAAGGUCAAACAGGGGGUGGAGAACAUGAUCCCCAUCUAUGCCAAUGGAUCCACCAAGGAUAAGAAGAUGCUGCAGACGGCCCAGCAGAUGCUGCAGGACAGCAAGACCAAAAUCGACAUCAUCCGAAUGCAGAUCCGGAAAGCUGUGCAGGCGACGGCGCAAACGGAGGACACGCAGGGAAACCAUGACCUCUGUGGGGUGGAGCUGCGCAUCGAAGAGCUGCGGCAUCACUACAGGGUGGAACACGCCGUCGCCGAGGGCGCCAAGAACGUCCUCCGGCUCCUCGGGGCUAACAAGGUUCAGGACAAGAAGGCUCUGUCUGAG